This is a messenger RNA of Lodderomyces margitis, 3549 nucleotides long. Its product is annotated as RAP1. Bases 1 to 3549 code for a protein of 1182 amino acids. Gene Ontology annotation, molecular function: DNA binding. The record is from RefSeq and is a predicted model, not a curated record. The transcript is spliced from 2 exons. Lineage: Eukaryota; Fungi; Ascomycota; Pichiomycetes; Serinales; Debaryomycetaceae. Gene Ontology annotation, biological process: autophagy of mitochondrion. Gene Ontology annotation, cellular component: mitochondrion.
AUGGCUGGCACAUGUGUUAAUACUAUCAAAUUGUUGGGUUUAGGCUCACUCGGGUUAUUAACUUCAUCAAUCAUCUACCAAUCAAUACAAAAUAUCCCUAGUCUAAUCACUCAAAUAAACUCAAUCUAUCAAUUAAAUGUCCCCACUUUAAACAAGAAGAUUCAAGAGACCAAGUCAUACAUAUUUGGUUCAAGAAUUGUUAAUGGACUUUUGACCGGGUUGAGCACCUUGUUCUUCACAUUGGCUUUUAAAUAUAGUCCUAUAGAUGAAAAACAUCCUUAUUUGGUGUAUGCUGCUGCUGGUGCUCCAUUGACGUUGCUCGGAUUGUAUUACAAUACUUGGGUGUAUGAAGAUAAUAUAUUGGAUAAACCAAGUGUAACUUUAAAGAAGGAUGCUUCUGGUUCCAGUUCAAAGAGUUCUACGUCUGCCAACACCCCACUUGCUCCUUCCUCGGUUGUUUCCGCUGAUGAUGAACAAGAUGAAGCUGAAGUAAUUUCCAAGGUCAAUAGUGUUGAUGAAUUGGGAAGAUCUUACGUCCAUCUUUCUGAUGAGUCGGGUCUUUCUACUCCUACUUCUUCUCAACCAGCAUCACCACAAAUUCGCCACCAAGAAGGAGCGCACGACUUUGAAGGUGAACAAGAUGGGCAACCACAUGAAGGUACAUUCAAGGAGGAAACUGCAGUUGAAGUUGAGAUAGAAAACACUUUAACCAAGAAGGAAAUCGUUCAAGAUUUAGAACAUAUUAAAUCAGGUUAUACUAUUGGUUCUUAUAUUUCUGGUCUAAGUUUGACCAUUGCUAUUUCUGGUAUGAAUUACAACUAUAAUUACGAUCCAUCAUUUGGCGACGGUACUGCUGAAGCUACUGCACAAGCUGCUGUGUAUGCUGCCGGACAACAACACCAACAAUUACAAAACCAACGUCGAGCCCAAGCGCUAGCUACUCAACAACAACAUCAACAACAACAUCAACAACAACAAUUAAACCACAAUACGCGUAUUCAACAACAAUCAGGUUCAGGAAACAACGACCAUUUCCAGUUUCCACAACAUAUUCCUCCACCACCACCCCAGUUCCAACAUCAGUAUGCUAAACCAACAUCAAGCAUUUUUGUGACUCCCGAUAAUAAACCAAUUCCAUUCUUUAUUCCGUUUGAUGAACCCGAUAGAAAAAGGUAUCUGCGCAUGGUACUUCAGAAUGGGGGUAUUUUAGCUGAAGGUGGAUUGGAGAAUAUGAUUUACGUAACGAGUAAAGAGCAAUUGGGAGGGUUUGUUCGUAUUAGGUAUAUUGAUGAUUGUGUUAGUGUCGGGCAAUUGUUGUCUACGGGUAAUUAUACCAUUCCGGCCACACUGAUUGAUGAGGUUGCUGAGCCGAUUAUUGAUAUGUUGGGAUUGGAGCAACAUGGACAACAACAACAGCAGCAACAGCAGCAGCAACAAAGCAAGAGCGGAGUAUUCAGUAUUGCCACUGGUAGGACUCCAGCAGCUCAAAGAUCCCAAAGUGAAGCAGCACCUAGACGUUCGCUGGGCAAGCAUGCAUCGACAUCAAACAGAUUCAAUGACGUAAAAGAUGAAUACAUUUUGGACCAAGUGCGAAAAAAUGCCAAGUUGCGUAACUCACAUGAAUUUUAUCGCCAAUUGGCUACUCAUAGUAUCUUGUCGAUGCAUACGGGAAAUUCAAUAAGAUCACGUUAUCGCCGUCAUUUAGAACAACGAUUAAGAUUUGUUUAUAAGACCAAUGAUCGCGGCAAAUUGCUCAAGGAUCGUCAUGGGCACUUGAUUGAAGUAUCAUUGGAUGAAGUACCUGAAACCAUCAAGACCAAGUUCACUCCCUUGGAUGAUUAUGAAUUAUGUUGUUCAGCCUUGGCUUAUAUCAAACAACAAUCAAUUUUACAAGGGUUUGAAUAUAAUGAAGCUGAUGAAGACCAAAAAAGUAAUUUACCCUAUCUGUUUUUCAAUCAAAUGUAUCACAAACAUCCUAGACAUACUUUACAUUCAUGGAGGGAUCGGUUUCGGAAAUUUAUCUCGAAAGAUAGCGAUGUUGUUGAAUACAAGAGAUAUUAUGAGACUUGCUUGACAAAUGGUGAUGUGCCUCAUGUGUUAUCAAAAGUGCCUCAACAUAUAUCCAACUUUAACCGAGACAUUGCUGCGUUGAAGAAAGAUAAUAAAGCGCAAGAGCAAAGGAGGGUUGCUCGUGGGACAGAGGAAGAAGGCGUGGAGGAUGAAAUUGAGGAAGUUGUUGAUGAUGAUGUAGCAUUUGUGGAGGAAGCAGAAGCCUUUGCUAAUGCUGCUGUUGCUGCUGCUGCUGCGCGUGAUGAGCAACGUCAACAGGAAAAGCAACAACAACAACAACAACAACAACAACAACAACAGGAAAAGCAACAACAACAGGAAGACGAAGAAUCAGCACUUGAUGAAGAAAUUGGUGAAUUGAAGAACUCAAAUAUCAAUGAUGCAGCACAACAAAACAGCUCUAGUCAAAAGAGUAGUAGUGACAAAACAGAUGAUAGUCAAGGUAAAGCAGGCGUUGCCGAUAUGGAUAUUGAUGAUGUUCUUAAAGAUCACAUUGAAGUUCCAAAAUUGGGUAAUAUAGGCACCAUUGACGAGGACGACGAUGAAAGUGACGAUGAGGAGGUUGAGGAGGUUGAUGAAGGUGGAGAAAAUGAGGAGAAAAACGUCGAGGUUGAAGUCGGGCAACAAUUAACUGUGAACAAAGACCAAGAGGAAGAUGAUGAUGCCAGUUCCGAAAAUGAUGAAUUCUUUUCUGCUCCCAAGACACAGUCCCUGACACAAUUGGGAUCUCAUCAAUUGGACUUACAAUUGGAUUCAGAUCAUCAACUUCAAUCAAGUGAGGCUCAACCAGAUAUAACCCUCGAUUACCUUGACAAAUCAACCACUGUGAUAACUUGUAUCGACCCUAACAAAUUCCUCAACUUGGUCAAACAAAGCAAACCACGCGUUAUCCUACUUACUCAACUUCUCAAUGAUGGUGAAGAAGAUGACCAAUCUCAUCAAAGUCAAGAAGAUGAUGAUGAUUUGUUACCAAAGACAUUUCUGAAAUUGAAUUCACUUGGUUUUAAGGAUCCAUUCAUAAGUCACAUCAUCUACGCGUGUUCGAAUGAGACUUUGGUCAUGAUCAACUACAUUAUUCAAUUUAUUGAUUCAUUAGCUCAAGCAAUAACACAAAUGGAAAAAGAGGCAGAAUCAACCAAAAAGAAGAAUAAUGAGAAUAAAGAUAAGAAAAGGAAACUCAGGGGUAAACAAAACAAAAAUGACGUUGAUGUGGAUCAGGAGGAAGGGAAGGUAUUCAACUGGGAGACGGAGUUGAUAUACACGUACUUGCCGCUCAAGAAUGCGCCACUGGGGGUCUGGAAUCAGACGUUUGAUUCGUUGUUGGAUACGGAAUUGGAAUCUAAGUUGUAUAAGUUCAAGAGUGGACAUGAAAUUGAGAAACGUAAGGAGUUUAUUGCUUCGUGUUUGGAUGACGGUGAUAUAGAAGAGGAUAAAGAUGAGGGAGAGGAGGAGGAGGAGGAAGAGGAAGAGGAAGAGUAG